Messenger RNA from Caenorhabditis remanei, 285 nucleotides. RefSeq lists its product as uncharacterized. Gene Ontology annotation, molecular function: RNA binding. The record is from RefSeq and is a predicted model, not a curated record. The transcript has 3 exons. Lineage: Eukaryota; Metazoa; Nematoda; Chromadorea; Rhabditida; Rhabditidae. Bases 1 to 285 code for a protein of 94 amino acids.
AUGACCACGAGAAACACUAUUUUGAGUCUGAUUCUUUGUAUUCUGGUGUGUUCGCACCUAGCGUUUGCCGGGUUUCCCGUUCGAAUCACCAAUCUUUCCCCGAAUUCCAACAAAGAUGACCUCGGAUCCAUCUUCAUGUCUGCUGGAGAUAUUAACAGUAUUAUGAUGAAUCGAGACGUGGCAAUUAUCGACUUUGCGACUGAGAAAGGUGCGAAAAAAGCGGUUCACGAUUUGAAUCGAGUGGAAUUCGAUGGAAGAACUCUUACAGUAACAAAAGCUAAUUAG